AUGGCCGUUGCUCCCCGCGAUCUCGUCAUAACGCGUCGUUUGUUUAUGAAAAACGCUGUUCGACCCGUUCACGUCGACGACAACUCGCCAAAUGAAUGCGACGACGAUAAGUACUGGUCAAAAGAAUAUUACGGCCGUUAUGUAAUACCUUCCUUACUACUUGUGGCUAUAUUUCAAUAUUGUACAAAACUCAAAUUAAGUACCUACUUAAUUGUAUAUAGAUCAACACGAGAAAGCUAUGGUGAUUCAGCUAUUGGAUAUGUCAAACUAUUGCGCCAAGGAAAUAUUUGUUUAGUUAAAGGACAAAUAUGUCCAGAACAUAAAGUAAGACAGAAAAACUAUAAAGUAGCUUUAACUGUGGAUGAAGAGGAAGAGAAAAUUGUGGAUGUUAAUUGUGAUGACUGUGCAGCUUCAUUAGGUGGAUGUAAACAUAGCUUAGCAUUUCUUAUGUAUUUACAUAGAAAAAGUGAAGAGUCAUCAGUAACAUCAGUUGAUUGUUAUUGGAAAAAACCAAAGCUAUCUGGUAUAGGAACAAGUAUUAAGUUUAUGAACACUAAAGACCUAUUUCCACCAAAAAAUGUAAAAAAUCAAUCUACUAAUAAAGUAAUUGUUACAAAAUUUUUUGAAGAUGUAAUAGAAUUGGGAAGAAAAAAUAAUAUAAAUUGUCAAUUAGGCCAGUACAACUAUUGUUUGAGUGAAAUAUCAAAUUUAUCUAUUCAUAGAUUAAUGUCGAAUUUCAGAACACAACAACAACUUAAUACAGUUGUCAAAUGUUCAGAAUUUAUUAAUUUUAUCAAAAGUGUUAUACAAUCAAAUAGUGGAAUAUUACAGAAAAUAGAAAGAGGAACACAAGAUCAAUCCAACAAUAAUAGUUGGUUUGAAAUGCGAUAUGGACGGAUUACUGCAUCCAAGGUAUAUGAAGCAUCUAAAUGUAGUACAACAGAUGGUACUCUGGUUAAACAAAUUUUGGGGAUCUCAAAGAUAAAAUUAUCUAAAGCAAUGAACAGAGGAAUACAUUUGGAAGAACAGGUUAUAAAACAAGUAAAAAUACUUGUAGGUUAUAAAAUUAAAAAAACUGGAUUACUAAUUGAUAAGAACUUUCCAAUAUUAGGAGCAUCAGCUGAUGGUCUAGGAGAAGACUUUGUUUUAGAAGUAAAAUGUCCUACAACUCAUUCUACAUUAUUAAAUUAUGUAGAUAAUGGAGUUGUAAAACCAAAGGUACUAUCUCAAAUACAAAUUCAAAUGCAUAUACAUGAGGUGUGGAAAGGAAUACUAGCUAUUGCUGACCCUGAAUUUGAAAAGAAUAAAAAAGUUACC
This is a messenger RNA of Rhopalosiphum padi (bird cherry-oat aphid), 1317 nucleotides long. RefSeq lists its product as uncharacterized. The transcript has 6 exons. The record is from RefSeq and is a predicted model, not a curated record. The annotation marks the transcript as partial. NCBI's taxonomy places the organism in Eukaryota, Metazoa, Arthropoda, Insecta, Hemiptera, Aphididae.